GGGCGUAGUAGGGGAGGGGCUGCUGGGGAAUUGGCUUGCUGUCUAUGACACUCCUGGAUGCCUUUCAGGAAGCUGCAGCGCCGAGGGGAAUUCUCUACUGAGUAGCAGUGGGAAUGAUUUGCGGGCAGGGGGAGCAGAUGUAGCAACAGCCUAGUGGCACGUUCACAAGCAUUCAUCAGGCUGCAUAUGGUGCCCGCACACCAGGGUAUAUGGAUUGUGCAUAUGCUGCCUGUGCACCUGUCCUGUGCGUGCCUCUGGGUAAAGGUGCUCCUUGGCCAUUUAUUUGCUCAGGCCUACCUUCCCCUGCUUGGGAAGGCUUGUAAGAAGUUUAACCAAGCUGGAGCUGAGGAGAUUAAGUGCCUGGAGCGACUGCGCUAGGAUAGAAAGGACAGGGGAUUUCGGGGCCGGUGAGCAAGGAGCCACAGACUCCCAACACACUACUUCUAGCCAGAAGGGCAUUUGAUUUCCUUCUUUCUUUUUGGAAGUCUGGGGUGACAAUGAAGGGUGACCCUGAAAGGAUUGCAAAGCUGGGGGUGAUGCUCACUGAGUAAGUGACAGAAGCCUGAGAAGAGAUGACUUACUGAUGAGAGGAAUGCUAGCUUUUAGGAAAGCGAAGAAGAAACUCAGGAUGGGGACCAUAUGCUCCCCCAACUCAGGAGGGACAAAGACCAUGGAAGUCUGCAAUGCCGACUGGAUGGGCUCACUCCCUCCUCGUCUCAGCACACUCCCCCUUUCCAAUCUGGCUAUCCCAGGGUCCCAUGAUUCCUUCAGCUACUGGGUAGAUGAAAAGUCUCCUGUGGGGCCAGAUCAAACCCUGGCUAUCAAACGUCUUGCCAGGAUCUCCUUUGUAAAGAAGCUGAUGAAGAAAUGGUCUGUGACUCAGAACCUGACGUUCAGGGAGCAGUUAGAGGCAGGGAUUCGCUACUUUGACCUUCGUGUGUCAUCCAAGCCUGGCGACACAGACCAGGAGAUCUACUUCAUCCACGGUCUUUUUGGCAUCAAAGUCUGGGAUGGGCUGAUGGAAAUCGACUCCUUCCUCACACAGCACCCCAAAGAAGUGGUCUUCCUGGAUUUCAAUCACUUUUAUGCCAUGGAUGAUGUCCACCACGAAUACCUAAUCCAACGGAUCCAGGAGGCAUUUGGUGCCAAGCUCUUCCCAGCUGGGAGAGUGGAGAAUGUGACAUUAAACACUCUGUGGGAGAAAAAAUGUCAGGUUCUUAUUUUCUACCAUUCUCCCUUCUCCACGCAAUAUCCCUUCCUAUGGCCAGGACACAGGACAGCACCAUGGGCCAACACAACGUGCGUGAGGAAACUCAUUCUCUUCUUGGAAACAACUCUUGGUGAAAGAGCUCCCCGUGGAGCUUUCCAUGUCUCCCAAGCUAUUCUUACACCAGAGUGAAGACCAUUCCGAGGCCUGGUUGGUGGUCUCAAGAACACACUGGUGCACAAGAACCUUCCUGUGAUUUUGAACUGGGUGAAGACACAAAAGCCUGGAGAACUAGGGGUCAACAUCAUCACGUCAGACUUCGUCGACCUGGUGGACUUUGCCACGACUGUCAUUGAGUUGAAUGACCUCCUCCUACAAGGGGACAGAGCUCUGGCUACAUGCUGAUUUCGUUUUUAUUUAACUCCGUAUUGAAUUUAUUGAUUCAGGGCAGAGUUUUGACAGGUGUCCCUGCCAAUGGUAGUAGUCCCUGGGCAGAGUUUUGGAGGUGAAUUCAGUGGAGGCCCUUUUCCUUUAUUCAUAGGGCUGUCAAUUUUAGUUUUCCAGGUGAAACUUUUGGCAUAUUGGAAACUCUAAGGGGUGAAAUCCCACUUUAAAUAAUCAGUGUCAGAGUUUCUUUUCACUGGAUCAUAGGAUGGAAUAAUUGGUCAGGAAUGUGGAUAAUAGGUCCCAUCGGGGUAUUUUAUGUCCAUUAUCUGGUUUCUUUCUCUGCUGUCUUUCAAGAUGUUGUGUUUAUGGCAGUAAGAGGCCCGACAUCCGUGAACAGGGAGACAUCCUAUUCCAAGUGUUUCUGUCCUGUGGUAGUUAGACACCAACUUAGGACUCUGAUGGGAUCCCCUGAGUAUUAAAAAGAAAGAACUGGUGUUAGGGAAGGGGCGAGGAGAUAAAUGACCCACUCCUUUAUAGAGCCAGCCAGUAGAAUUUAGCAUGGUGGUAUUAAUAAGGGGGCUGCUAUUAUAUUUCUUGCCCUGUUCACAUGCCAAUUGAUUUCCUCAGAGAAAUAGAGCCCAGAGAUUUAGGUGUAUUUGAUAGUCCCAAAACAUUACUUCCUUUCCAUUUGUUUUAGUUGUGUAUAAGAGAAAGAAAGGAAGAAGAAAAUUUUAAAUUGGGUACGAAGAAGGGUUAGAUUUGCAUGCUAUCUCAUGUCAGGGUUUUUUGUUUGUUUCAGAAUCAUUACUUAAUGGAAUACCAGUUGAAUUCUAAAUUAUUUUGGCAGAGCAUGGUCCUCAAGCCAGCUACUGAGGUCAUGGUCAACUCUGGGUACAUCUGGGAUUGGUGUCUGUCUUUUGUGACAGUACCACGGCAAAAUCAUGCUUGAAAAGUGCAAUGGCAUUGCAUUGACAUGUUCCCAGUGAGUUUGGAGCCAUUCUCUGAUUAUCUGGAACCGAGACUACCUGGGGGACAUUUAGGAUGGUUUGCGUGUCACCCAAAACAAAAAAGCAGUAGUAGGAGAGCUUUGAUUUCAUUUGUCAAUUUGAUCAGCCUCCUACAGGGUAUUUGGACUGGAGCUAACCAUCACUAGAUGAAGGACUUUGAAACUCAAAAGAAAACUUUUCUUGAUUGAUAAGAGGUGCUUACUAGAUUGAGAAAGCUCUUUUCUCACUUAAUUUAUGUAUUUAUUUACUUAUUUCUACACAGUUUAUUGACAGUGCUUCCUAGGUCAGACGGAGCUUCCAGGACUCCUUCCUGCCCAGGACAGAGAGGAUGGCCAUUUUCUCUAGGUUGGCAGGACCACCUUUCUCAGUGCAUCUGUGUGUGACUCAGUCUGCUAUUUACCUUCGCGCUAUGUUGUCUUUUCUCCUAUGCUUUCUAAGGACUUUGUAAAUUUGGUAGACUUUUCAGGACCAUUCUUGCUGCACCAGUGCAAUGGCUGAGGAAGAAAUGGAUAAUGAGAAUUAUUUUUCAUCUCAUCUAUGAAGAAAACCCUCCAGAACAGGAGUGAAAAGUGAAUGCUAGCAGGAGAAAACAGGGAAAGAUAAUAUGCAUUUCUACCAAUCUGGAUCUGAUUGCGGAGCACCUUAUACAGCAGGGAAUUCUCUAGAAAUGGCAGCCUCUGGAGUCUGGAAAAAAAAGGAAAAACCAAGAUGCCAAAUGUAUGUGGGUUUUGGUGGGGAGAGGGGGAAGGAGUGCACACACAUAUGUACAUACACACAUGCAUUUGUAUGCACACUUGCACACAUGCACACACACGUGUGAGUGUGUGUGUGUGUGUGCGUGUGUGUGUGUGUCUUGCUGGGCAUCUCUUUCAAUUGCUUUCUGUUUUGUCCCUGUGUUGCUGGUAGCUGGAGGUUGGCAUUUUUCUGCAAUGGGAGCAUCCAGCCGGCUGCUAAGAAGAUAUCUCUUCAUUCUCCAGCUUUUUUUCUCUAGCCUUGCUACAAAUGCCACUUCUUCAAACAAAGGGGAAGUUCAGAUGCUCUGUCUACAGACCCUGAAUUGCUCACAUCCCAGUCCCCAGUGGAAAAAUCGGGCUUUCCUUGUCUUGGAACGUUUCUUUAGAAGAGGCAGUGUCUGGGAUUAUACUGUCAAAGAAAGGGAGGGAAAGAGUAAAACAAAAAGGUAUUGUUGCUUGAAACUAGAGGAUGCUCCCUGUGUGCACCCUGCUUCAGUACAAACAAGGUGAAGAGGAGGAAGAGAAGAGCCUAAGACCCUGUCUAGUCUGGAGAAGUUGCAUGGGGCUGGAUCAGAAGCCUGCCAGCUCCUUGUCUGUAACCGUACAGUGACGGGGAGGCUAGGGAAGGACAGUUUGUUCUCCCCUGUUUUAUGAGCCUCGGCACUUUCAGUUCCAUGGUGCUAUGGGGACAGGUGUUCCUAGCAUUAAUGAAUAGAAUGCCAGUGGCACCCAAGGGCUCCUUACUGAUCAAAGAACUGUUUACUUGCUUUUCCCCUUCAGUAUUUUGUUCUGUUUCAUUUUAAGCAUGUCAUUGAGUUUCAUUUUAAUCAUUUCCUGCUGUGUUGACCAAGUGGAUUUCAGGUUUGGGAUAAAUAAGAAAAAAGUCCUCAAUCUUGCUUCCAAAGUACAGAAACCAGCAGCUGCCCACAUGAAUAUGGCAGGGUGCUGGAGAUCAUUAUUGCCACUUCGGUUUGUCAUCCUUGUUUACAUUUGGGAAACAGUCUGUCUUGGAGUCAGUGGGAUGGGGCAAGGGAUGUGAUUUAUAAUUCUACUGUAAACACUGGCCCAGAUUUGGCUGCCUCUCAGCCCUAGGAAAAGGUUAACACAGAUGUUAAAGGAUACUCACAUUCUCUUCCUUUGACAACAGAGUCGGGGAAGAGAAUUGGGAGAGGAGAGGGAGGCGGGUGGAGAGGGACAUCUGUUUGGGUCAGUGACCCAUCCUGUGGCUGCCAUAAGAAAAGUGGCCCCAACCACAUUAUUGAUUCUUCCAAGUUGUGUGGGACUUAAAAACUAAAACAGUAUUUAUGCUUAUUCAGAACUGAAUAUUGUUGGACUCCACAAUCAGCUAAAUGUUUGCUUCUGAGCCAAACAGGAACCCAGUUUCCUAAGAUCUGGGGCCACAUUUCUAUGGAGAUGUAAUCUGAGUAUCCCUUGAGUUGCCUGAUCUAACUUCCCAUUGGCAGAUAAGGGUUGUCGUCCUGAACUGCCUAUCAUUGUUUACAAGACCGGGCUUUUGAUCCUACUGGGGUACCAAUAUGGUUCAUGAAGAUGUCAGGGACAGAGAGAGAUGGGGAUAAGGUUAGGCUAAAGGGAUGGUGAAAAAAAUAUGACAUUAACAUUUAAAUUAAGGCAGCUGUCAGAGGCUCUCUGCAGACAAUAUUUGAAAAUGCAUGCAUUAAACUAGAGCAAUCACUUGAGCCAAUGCUUCUUUAGUUUUAUAGUCCCAGGCUACAGAAAUUCUUGGUGGUACAUUGGCCACCUAGGCAAAACCCAGGAUUUUGCUUUAAACGCUAGAAAAGCACAAGGAAUUUGAUUCCAAGAAAAUCCAAGCUCCUUAGCACCAUAGGGCUCCCUCCUAAUUUUCCUCUGAUAGAAUUCAUAUCAUCAGAUUUAAGAAGCUCACAUUUCUUUAGGAAAAGGACUUGAUUGUUUUAGGGAGCCACCAGGUCAAGCAAAUUUCCCAUUUGAAACAGUCAGUGUUGGCUGAUGGAAUCAGGUUAGGGGAGCAUUGGAAUGAAUGCUAUCAUGUUGUAGUCUUUGUUUUUGCUUUCUUUGGAUCUAACCUUUAGAAAGGGUUGCACAAAAGGAUAUUAAAACCAUGCCCCUUGUGGGACAAAAGGGGAGGGUGGAGUGCCAUUAAACCUACCCAUUCAAUGGGAGGAGGUAGAAGUUCCAACUCCAGCUGAAACCCUCUGCUUCCAUCACCCUUGGAAUUCUUUAGAGGGCCCCUCAUAAGCUAAUGGAAGUCUUGGAUGGAUACCAUAUGUAUAUACCUCCAAAUUAAAUGUACUUGGGAAAAAACACACUAAUAAGUGAGAAUCCAGUGUAGACCUUCCAGGUGCAUCAGUCUGUCUCUUCUCAUGGUGUUUCCAGCUUUGUGGAAGGUUUCAGCACAAUUCCUAGCAAAUAAGCAGACUCUUAAUGAAUGCUUUUUGACCAAGUUUUGGGGUCAAGGCUUUGUCCCACUGUGUCCCCUAAUCUUCACCAAUCGAUGAUGAGGGAUGCCUUUUGCCACUAGCUUAUUUGAGCAUUUGGAGAUGUCCAGAUGAGAGAUAGAUCAAGAAUAUAAUGUUUCAGGGAAGUCACUAAGACUAAGAUUAAUAGUAUUCUGUAUAUGAAAUUAAUUUGGUCAUCUGGGGGUUAACUGUGAAAAAGAAUGAGACGAAGAUUGCUCUUCAAUAAUGUUCUGGGUGAAAAGAGCAUCCCUGAGUCAGCACACUCCCCCCAAUUUUUUAAAAACUCUAUGACCAAUGAUAAAGCACAUAUAGGCAAUCCCAUCCUUCAGAGUUAUUUAGAGAAAAGAGUUUACAGGAAUUCAAGGAGCCAAUCCACCAUUUAAAAGUCUCUGAUCAUUCCACUCAGUGUGAUCAAUGUUUUGAGUCCCAGUUUAAAGUUGAAGUGAUAUUAAUUUCUUAUAGGGCUAGUUGAAAAACCAAGGAUUGAGUUUCAUUUUUAGAGAAAUGACAGAAGAUGGCAGGGGAGGGCUAACUACAGGGUAAAGGUAGGUAUCUUCUUAGCACUAACAUGUAAGUGUAUGCUUUCAGAUGCUGAGAAGAUAAAUAAAGCAUUGCUGCAUUUUUUUAAAAAUAGCAAACAUUCUAUAACUUCUAGGUUAUAAAUAUUAGGAGAGUAGGAGAAAGGAUAGAGAUAGACAACAGGAAGUGAAACAGGAUCCUGGGAUUUUCUCCAUGAUAACCUUCCUUUGGCCAGUUUUGCCAAUCAUCUGACCAACACCACAAUUCCUGAUGUGUUUAGUCAGGCUUUAGUCAAAUUGAGAGGCUUUGCUCCUGUUCCUACUGAGGAUUUCUUGUUAGCUUUCCAGUUCUUUAUCAGUGUUCAUGUCCAACUCUUAAGAAAACCCAUGCCAAUCUCUCCCUUUACUUGCUGUUAUCUCCCUACCUGGCUAUUUAUUUGUCUGCCCUCUCCUCCCAAGCCUUCUUUGGCAAGAACAGAAGGUUCUCCAUGGCAGAGCCACCUGGCUAUCUGGGAGAUAGGAAAAGGGGGAAAGAGGAAUAUGCCUGUGAACUGUCAGCAUAGUCAUUGGCACCCAUAAUACAUGCAGAAUCCCAGAAUGAGCUGCAGAACAUUAUGUGAAACAAGAAAGAAAAAUCAAUCUUGGAGUAGGGAGAACACUUAGUAAGAGGCAAGCUUGAUAACAUGAAACAUUGGAUGUGGAAUUAGGCUUCUUUCUAGGGUUUAAAACAUAUUUGUUCAUUUAAAAAUGAUUUAUUUUCCAGCAAACUGUUGAGGACUUUUUCUUUCCUCUAAGGUACUUGACAUUAAGGACAAGUACACUGAGCAAAACAAGACAGAUUGGAGUGGCAUGAGAAAAACAGGUUUGAAGAGGUAGAAACCAGCAUGUUGGUUUGCCUCCAAUUAAACUUGAGCAAUUCUUUUGCACCCCUACGAGUCCUCUCUUCAAGUUGUGGCUUUUUCAGUUUCCCUCCAAAGAAUGGCAUGAUUGCCCCAUGACCCUGUGACAUUUCUGAGCUGGCCCAAAACCAGAAUGCAUUAUGGAUUUCACACACAUGUGUGUGCACACACACACACUCACAUACAUUUUUUUAAAACAAUACCAUGCUGGAAAAAACUCCCUCCCUCUUAACCCUCUCAGAAUUAAGUUUAAGAUGACCCUGGCUGGCCCCAUCCUAUGGUAUUUAUUGUUUGCAAGCUCUCCAAGAGAAUUUGUUCACAUGAUUCUUUCAGCCCGUCUCCAGACCAAACUGGUUUCGAUAAAGUUUUGUAGUUCUUAUCUGUUGGCACCUAAUCCCUCAGUCCCUUCCUAUAAUUCCAUCACUAGAAGAGUCCUCUCUCAUCACUUUCCUUUAACACCAUCUUCUGUUCUUUACUCACAUCUAACUUCCACCACCUGCCAAAUGCUCUGGGUCACAGAAGGUUAGGAAGAUCUGUGUUAGCCAACAGGAAGGGCAUGCACAACCCAAGCUAUAGGAGCACAAUUUUUUUCUGACCUCAUUAAUGUGACUCUCACUCUUCUUCCUGUUUAGACCUUCUUCCCAUCCCACCCUCACCCCCAUCCCCUUUCAGUCUCCGUGCCUCCACCCACAGGGGAAGGAGGAUGGCUAACAAGGGCUGUUUUACAAGUCUAGAUGCUCUGGAAAUUUAAGAGACAGCACUUUGAGAUGUCACAUGGAACCUAUGUGGCUUUGUACAUUUCCAGUUUGUAUUACUAGAGCAUGAAUACAUGCUUCCAUCUUGGAAUUGUAGUGUCCAUGCGAUAGCUUGUAGGAGCAGAUUGUGUCACCUGUGGUUGCUGCUAAGAUCCUUACUACCUUAUAGCCUAAUAUUUAAUCCGCAUUGAGUAAAGUGUUACUAUACACAAUUUGUACAAUGUGAAUGCCUAUUGUCAUCUCAGUUAACCUCGUGAUAACCAGGUAAUGAGUUAGAACAUAUGCUGUAAUAGUCAAAAUAAGUAUUGGUCAGUUUAGAAAAACCAUGAAAUUAAUGAUGUACUGUAUGUACUAACUGUUGUAUUUUGUUCUAUAUUGGCUGGAUCACAUUAAAGUGCAUGAAACAAAAGGAAUGCUACUUGAUCUAAUAAUUAACAGUUUGCAUAUCUGUGCACUUUCACAUUAAAAUGUAUUUUGUGGCUUAAUUAUACUGUAUGUCUAUAUUUCUUUCAUUUUUUUUCUUCAGGUAACAAUUGUUCAGUUUAUUCUCUAUUCUCAUUUCUUGAUAGAAUUAUGCAAUCUCCUCUGCAUUGUUAAGCCAGAAUACCUCAUUUUAACUGUGAAGAUUUUAUUUUUUAAUGGCCUAUCAUGUAACUUAUUUUUUGGAUUGGUUUGUUUUAUGUUGUAUUUUAUCUGAAUUACCCACAGAAGUUUUCAUCUCUGACAAUAAACAUCACAUUUUAGCACACA
Messenger RNA from Monodelphis domestica (gray short-tailed opossum), 8713 nucleotides. It is a transcript of the gene PLCXD2, whose product is annotated as phosphatidylinositol specific phospholipase C X domain containing 2. NCBI's taxonomy places the organism in Eukaryota, Metazoa, Chordata, Mammalia, Didelphimorphia, Didelphidae. The record is from RefSeq and is a predicted model, not a curated record. Gene Ontology annotation, biological process: lipid metabolic process. Gene Ontology annotation, molecular function: phosphoric diester hydrolase activity.